AUGAGGCGUAGAGUAGAGGGGAGGAUAUCAGGUUGGUAUAAACAAGUGACAGACUACAGAGUGGAAGAUAAACAAAUAACUGCCGCCGGAGGAAUGCUCACUGACCAGCGCCUCAACCCCAAUCUAAACUGUUCUCGGGAGUACAUCCACUCCAGAUGGACUUCUCGUGUUCCUCUCCUUCCCUUCCCUCUCUCAUUUGUACACAUUUCUCCCUCACUCUCUUACCCACCCUCACUCUCUCUCUCUCUCUCUCCUUAUAGCCUUUACCUCACAAACCUCUUCCGAAGCCAUUACUACCCGGCUCUCUUCCUGA
Molecule: messenger RNA, 313 nt
Organism: Nezara viridula (southern green stink bug)
Lineage: Eukaryota; Metazoa; Arthropoda; Insecta; Hemiptera; Pentatomidae
Source: the annotation of a GenBank genome assembly